Messenger RNA from Striga asiatica, 917 nucleotides. NCBI's taxonomy places the organism in Eukaryota, Viridiplantae, Streptophyta, Magnoliopsida, Lamiales, Orobanchaceae. The record is from the annotation of a GenBank genome assembly.
AUAAUAAUUAGGAAAUUAAAAUGCAAGGCAUCAAGGAAAAGUUGAGUGACAUGAGCGCAAUGCGACACGCCAAGGCUGAGGCCAAAGAAGAGGAAAAGGAGGAGAAAGAGCUUGCGAAGACGAGAGUGCAGGUGGCCCACGAGGUGAGGAUGGCGAGGGAGGCGGAGGCCGCCAUGGACCUCCACGUCAACAAAGCCGCCGAGAAGGUGGCGGCGGCCGAGCAGAAGCACCACCGCGACACCGCCCACGGCGGCGAGGACGUCAACUGCCCCAAUCCCGGGGCGGCGGGAUACUCCGCGGAUCCGAUGAGCGGCGGCGCCGGCGCUAUGGACCCUUCCUCCGCCGUCGGCGGCGACGGUUACGGAGGCAGAACCGGCGUCAUCGACACCGCCGCCGCGAGGUCCAGCGGCCCUACGGCUCACAACGAUUUGCUGUAGGCAGGGGCGUUUUGGGGUUUUCGAAUAAAGCAUAGCGGAAAUUAAAUUAAUAUUAUGUUCUGCCAUCACAUUGCUUUUCCUUUUUUUUCCAUAGUUUGAUUUGGUUUGCUGUUUUCUGAAUUAUUUGAUUUUUGUGUUCUUGAUUUUGAUUUGUUUGUGCCCUAGGGCUUUAUUUAUUGGUUUUGUGUUGAUGAAAUCAAUCUUUUGUGUCCAAGGGAUGUAUUAGUCCCGACCUGAUUUUCUAUUUUAAAAUCAUGUUUCAAUUUAUGUUAUGUUCUAUUGAAUGAAUGACAAGCAUCAAUAACGAAAUCACAAUUAUCCGACCGUAUGAAAUAGAGAUUUGAACGUGAUUUUGAUAUAAGAAUUUUUUUUUUCUAUAUUAGCUGCUUUUGAUUUUAUUUCUAGUUCACAAAUAUAUUUGCCGCUUGCAAUGUUGAAAUUGUUAUAUAUAUUUGGUUCUUCCAUUAUACUGGCAUACAG